Messenger RNA from Mercurialis annua (annual mercury), 1149 nucleotides. RefSeq lists its product as uncharacterized. Lineage: Eukaryota; Viridiplantae; Streptophyta; Magnoliopsida; Malpighiales; Euphorbiaceae. The transcript is spliced from 4 exons. The coding region runs from base 1 to 1149 and encodes 382 amino acids. The record is from RefSeq and is a predicted model, not a curated record.
AUGGUGACUACACGGGCUGCCACUGAGAACGACGGUAAUAUCAAAAUCGCUGAUAUGGGUAAGAAAUCCGUUGCAAAAAAAGCUUCAAAAAACAAAAAGGUAGUGUCAACCGGAGAAGUUUCAGUUCCUCCAUCUCCUGUGCAGUUGAGUAAGAAGAGACAUGCAAAUGAUUCACCUCCGAAAUCGAAGAAACACAAAGGCAUUUCCAGAACUGAAUCCAAGAAAUCUCCUCCUAAGCUAUGGCAGUUUAAAGUAAGCCGAGAAGAUCGUGUUCACUCGAAGAUUGAUACGCGCAUGUCAUACGAUGUCAUUUCUGAUAUCAAAUCGACUCUGACUCCAGGUGAAUUGGAAAAGUUUAGACAAUCUUGCUUUGGCUACUUUCUUGAUAUUCCCAAGAUCAAAGUGCAAAAUCAGAUCAUACAUUGUUUAUUGUUGAGGGAGGUGGAGCAGCUAAACAAGUCUGAAUUGUGGUUUGAGGUUGGCGGUCAUAGGCUGAAAUUCGGAAUCGACGAAUUUGCUUUGAUCUCGGGUUUAAACUGUCAAGGUGACAGCAGUAAGUAUGCCUAUACAAAAGUUGAAAACGGCAUUUUGGAUAAGUACUUCAGCGGGCUGCAAUCUGUUUCUAAACAGACCCUUCAGGAUUUUUUCAAAGCUAGGCGUUGGGAGUCGGAGGAGGAUGGGUUUAAGAUAGCAUUUAUGCAUUUUUUGCAUAACUUCUUGCUUGCUUCACCGAGGACUGCUCGUAUCCCUUUGAAGGACUUUGACGUAGUUGAUUCGGCUGAUUUGAACGACUAUCCAUGGGGUAUUGACGUUUUCAAGUACACGUUUGAUUCUUUGUCAAAAAGAGUUGUUCUUAGUCCGGGAUCUCUUAUUAUUGAAGACAACAUUUACCAGUAUCGACUUCAAGGUUUACCAUAUGCACUGGUAUGUUGGUUCUACGAGUGUUGCCCGGCGGUGGAAAAUACCUUUGCUCAGCUAGUGAACAAAGAUGCUAUCCCGCGGAUUCUGAGGUGGCAAGCAUUCGUUCCUGCAAAAUACAUUGCUGUUGACAGGGAUUUAUUUGUUGAGAUUGCAUCCGAUGAGAUGAUUUUCCGAUCAAUUGUUCCAACCCCGGCAGAGAUGAAUGCCCUUCGUCUAGACAAGGGUUGA